Molecule: messenger RNA, 1353 nt
Organism: Microthlaspi erraticum
Lineage: Eukaryota; Viridiplantae; Streptophyta; Magnoliopsida; Brassicales; Brassicaceae
Source: the annotation of a GenBank genome assembly
AUGGCCAUGUCUCUUCUGCUUCCGAUCAAUCCUCCGUCUCUGUUACCGUCACAUUUCCAAGCCUUGGACAGAAGCUACAGAUGGUUUCCGGUUCGAACUGGAUCAAAACCGGGUUGUUUAGCAUCGAUUAGAGCCCAAACAGUAAGUGGUGGUGACCAAGGGGAGGAGAAGGUAGUGAUUGUUGGCGCCGGGAUUGGCGGACUCGCCACCGCUGUUUCUCUUCACCGGCUAGGAAUCCGGUCGGUGGUGCUGGAGCAAGCAGAGUCGCUUCGGACCGGAGGAACAUCGCUGACGCUAUUCAAGAAUGGUUGGCGCGUUCUGGACGCCAUCUCCGUGGGACCUCAACUCCGAACGCAGUUCCUCGAAAUCGAAGGGAUGGUAGUGAAGAAAGAAGAUGGAAGAGAGCUUCGUUCUUUCAAAUUCAAAGACGAAGAUCAAAGCCAAGAAGUUCGAGCGGUGGAGAGGCGAGUUCUCUUGGAAACACUUGCAAGCCAACUACCUCCACAAACCAUUCGGUUUUCCUCAAAACUCAAAACAAUACAAACCAAUCCCAAUGGUGACACUCAACUCCAACUUGAAGAUGGAACCCAAUUGCUAGCAAAUAUUGUUAUUGGUUGUGACGGAAUACGGUCUAAAGUAGCGACUUGGAUGGGUUUCAGUGAGCCGAGAUACGUUGGCCAUUGCGCAUUCCGUGGACUUGGCUUCUAUCCAAACGGACAGCCAUUUCAGAGAAAAGUGAACUACAUAUACGGAAAAGGGAUUCGAGCUGGUUAUGUACCUGUCUCUACCACAAAAGUCUACUGGUUCAUCUGUUUCAACAGCCCCUCUCUAGGACCGAAAAUCACGGAUCCAGCUAUACUUAAAGGACAAGCCAAAGAAAUGGUUAGUACAUGGCCUCAAGAUCUCCAAAACCUCAUCGACCUAACACCAGACGAAACAAUCAGUAAAACUCCACUUGUAGACCGGUGGCUAUGGCCUGGCAUCGCUCCUCCAGCGUCGAAAGGCAGAGUGGUUCUUGUAGGUGACGCGUGGCAUCCGAUGACGCCGAAUCUUGGUCAAGGCGCUUGUUGUGCCUUGGAAGAUUCCGUUGUUCUUGCGAACAAACUCGCCGGCGCGAUCAGUAAAGGGAGUGAGUCGGUUGAAGAGGCGAUGGAGUCGUAUGGGAGCGAGAGAUGGUCUCGGGCGUUCCCGUUGACGGUUCGUGCGAAUCUAGUUGGAGCGCUUCUGCAAUGGGACAAUCCUCUUGUGUGUUCGGUGAGGGACAAUGUGGUCAUACCGAAGUUAUUGAGGCUCGGUCCAAUGCUGGAGCACACGAACUUCGAGUGUGAGCCUCUCUCUGUUUCAAAAACUUGA